AUGGCCGACCAAAAUCGAGUCGCCAAGUUGGACAAGCUCUUAGGCAAUGUUCUCAACGGAAAAGCUACUAUCUCUACCGCCACUCAGAGUAAGCAAUUCAUAGAAGCUAUCUGUGCACAAGCGGACCACGCUGGGUGUGUUGAUAGGAUUAUCGCUGCUGGUCAGCAGGGCCUGGGGGCCAUUCAAGCAUCGUUGCGUACCGAUCUGUCUUCAGCAUUCUUUGACGGACCUGCGACAACGUUAUUAACUUACCUCCAAGACCCUACUAUAAAGGCUAUCAGUGGUGGCCGUUUUCUCGAAAAGAUACUCCAAGCUAUAGUCGAUCCCCCAAUCUUCUGGACGCCGUUUGUCGAGGCAUUCAGAAAUCGUGGUUUGUCUGAACCUACCCAGAAAUGCUUCUCAUGGCUGCUCUUGCAACUCAUGAAGUCGUCUACCGAUGCCACUUCUCCUUAUCUUCCAAUCGCCUUAGACGUGGAGCCGCUCAUGGCCAAGUCUCAUAUAUUAGAUGUCCGCAACUUCUCCGCAGGUAUCCGCAAUGUCAUUUCCGUCCUUUCAGCUCCCCCUACAACUACUUCUACUACACAAGAAGAUCAUCCUCCUGGCGGACGCCAUGAUAAUGAUUUCAAAGACUUUAGAGCCAUCGCCAUCGUUCCUACCAGCGAUGAAAUUGCUUGCGCAACACCACCAUUUCUCCGCAUCAGUUCUGCUUUAGACGAUCCCGAUACUGAAGAAUUUCGCGAGGCAAUUUAUCUUGACCAUUUCUUUCGCUUGACGAGAGAGGAGAUGAUUAAUGAAAUGCGAGAGCAGUUGCAAUUGGCAUUGGGGAAACAGCCUCGGAAGAACCGUCGUGGGCUCACGGUGAACGGUAUGAAACUGGUAGGAGUUGAUAUCGGAGGUGAUGAGCGCCGAGCGAAGUGGGGUCUGGUCUUUGAGUGCUUGGAGGACUGGCCUCAGCUAGCCAGUUUGGAUUCUGAAAAGCGCAUCAGUUUUUUUAAAGCGAAGGAGAAUCAGAAAAUCCUCAAGAAUGGCUCGCUGUGCGUUUUUGUCAUAGGUGAUAAAGCAGUUGCUUUUCCGACAAUCCGUCGGGACGAAACACUUCUUGCCAAAAAGCCACCGCGGAUUGUUCUAGAGCUUGGGGGUGAAUCCGCUGUGACUGAGCUGUUGCUGAAAACACAAGUAACUACGGACGUCCGUCUUAUCCCUAUCAAUACUGCCAUUUUCGCAUUCGAACCCAUUCUCAACACGCUCAAACGAAUGAAAACUCUGCCGCUGGUAGAUGAAAUUCUGUUUUGGAAUCCCGAUAAACCUCUUAGAGGUCCAUCUUAUCCUUUUCCUCUUGAGCAGGCAAUCUCCAACAUUUCUCGAAAUCCACAAACUGAUGUCGGUGCUAUGCUCAAAUUGGGCAAGAAGAUUGUACUCGACGAUGCUCAGGCUAAAUCUCUGCUUUCCGGACUCAAGCAAAACUUAUCAAUCAUCCAAGGCCCACCAGGAACUGGAAAAUCAUUCAUAGGGGCUCUCCUGGCCAAAUUUCUCUAUGAAUUCUCUGAUCACAAAAUUCUGGUUGUAUGUUACACCAAUCAUGCUCUGGAUCAAUUCUUAGAAGACCUUCUUGGUGUUGACAUUCCAGAAAAUGACAUGGUCCGACUUGGAGGGGGAAAGACUGCCGAACGCACGCAGUCCAUGCUUUUGCGAAAUCAGCCUCGUUCCUACCGCUUUAGCAAAGGCGAUAAUUCGAUCAUCACUCAAUUGAAAGCUGAUGGAGAACUCAGAGGUCUUGGCCUUCAGCGAUCCUUUGACUCAUUCAUCCAAUCGUCUGUGGGUGAUGCGGACCUUCUUGUUCACAUUGAGUUUGAGGAACCAGAGUUCUUCGAAGCCUUCAGCGUACCGGUUUCUGAAGACGGCAUGGCUACAGUGGGAAAAGGUGGUCGUGCAGUCAAUGAAUUCUACUUGGUAAAUAGGUGGCGCCAAGGACAAGAUGCAGGAGUCUUUCAAAGACAACAAAAUGUCUUGAAUUCCACGCACAUAUGGAACAUACCGAAGGUGGAUCGGAAGGCUCUCGAGGACAAAUGGGUGCAGGAGAUAUUGACUGAAAAGAUUGACACAUUGUAUAAGCAAGCGCGACGCUACGACAAAACUCAGAUUGAGCUGGAGCAGAAGUUCCGUGAAAGAGACAUCGCCGUUUUGAAAAGCAAACGUAUUAUUGGUUGCACCACUACUGCUGCGGCCAAGUAUGCUUCUGAUCUUCACGAAGUGGGUAUCAAUGUCCUUUUAGUCGAGGAAGCUGGGGAAAUUCUUGAAAGUCAUGUCAUUACGGCGCUCAGCUCCUCAAUUGAGCAAGUAAUACUCAUCGGUGAUCAUAAGCAACUCCGCCCAAAAGUCAAUAACUAUAACCUCACUGUAGAGAAAGGAGAUGGUUAUGAUCUUAACCGAUCCCUCUUUGAACGGUUGGUCCUUAAAGGGUAUCCUCAUGAAACUCUUGUUGCGCAACAUCGUAUGCGUCCAGAAAUAUCCGCUAUCAUUCGUCAUAUCAUAUAUCCCGACCUUCUCGAUGCCCCAAAGACCUUGAAUCGUCCAAACAUUUUUGGUCUACAGGAUAAUGUCGUUUUUAUUGAUCAUUCCCAACCGGAGGGUGAUAAUGGUUUAAUUUCUGACAAACGUGACUUGGGUUCGAAAGCUUCAAAGCAGAACUUGUUCGAAGCGCGGAUGGUGCUGAAGAUUAUAAAGUACCUUGUUCAGCAGGGAUAUCGCACGGACGAUCUUGUUGUUCUUACUCCAUACCUUGGACAAUUGUCUACACUCCAACAAGAACUUCAAGCAGAAACAGAUCCAGUCCUGAAUGACCUCGACAACUUUGAACUCGUUCAGGCUGGAUUAAUUCCUCGCUCUUCCCAGAAUUCGUACAAGAAAAAGCUGCGAUUAGCCACGAUUGACAAUUACCAAGGAGAGGAGAGUGAUAUUGUUGUUGUGUCUUUGACACGAAGCAAUAAUAACAAUGAUAUCGGCUUCAUGUUUGCCCAAGAGCGUCUCAACGUACUCUUAUCCCGCGCAAAAAACGGGAUGGUGCUCAUCGGUAAUUCGCACACAUUUACACACUCUCGAAAGGGACAUGAACUCUGGACAAAAUUACUCACGUUUCUGCGUGAGCACAAGCAUGUCUACAAUGGUCUACCUGUCGUUUGCCAGCAACAUACUCAGCGCAAAUCAAUCAUAGUAGAUGAGGCUCAAUUUGACGUUGAUUGUCCGGACGGUGGCUGCUCUGAACCUUGUGGUUCUAUCCUUUCAUGUGGUAUUCAUCAAUGCCCGUUGAAGUGUCACCGUAUUGGCGACCACAGCACCGUUUUCUGUUCCACUAGGAUCGAAGCGCAAUGUCUGAAGGGACAUGAUCAAACUCGACGCUGUUCGGAUCCUCCACCUACGACUUGCAAGCAUUGUGAUAGGAUAGCCAAGUCAGUGCAAGCUCAAAAGGACAAGGAACUCAAAAGUCGAAUGAAGCGACAACAGGAAGAGCAAGAACAUCACAAGCAAUUGAAGGAGUUAGAACAGAAAAUCAGUGAACAGCAGGAACUUGCUCGUGAUGCUCAGUCGAAGAGACAACGGGACAACGAGCUUCAGCAGAAGGCCGCUGACGUCGAAGAAGCAAAGACGCUGACCCAAAGAGCCAUCUCCUUGGCUCAACAGAUUAGGCAACAGGUGUUCCCUACCUUCACGACGGCUUCAACGGAUCCAUUGAAAUCUCCACAGCCACCGACUCAGAGGGUGACCACGUCGAGCGAUACGACACAGCGUCUUCCUGCAGUCCUCACAUCACCAAGCAGCAACAGUAAGCUUUCAUCCGAGUCUGAAGAUCGAUGGCAAUACAAGAAGAACAUCGAAGGAGUCAACAACCAAGCGGUUGAUGCCAUCAUGAAGAUGACCGGCCUCGAAAAGGUCAAGUCUGAGGUCUUGAAAAUCCUCGAUAGUAUAGAAGUAAAGCAGCGCCAGGGAGCUCGGUAUGAUGAUGAACGGUACAAUGUGGCAUUUCUUGGGAACCCUGGGACAGGCAAGACAACUGUGGCUCGGCAUUACGCUAAAUAUCUCAGCUCUGUCGGCGUGAUUUCAGGCAGUGCGUUUGAGGAGACAACAGGAUCCAAGCUCGCCAGCGACGGCGUUAAAAACACUGAGGCCCUGCUGGACAAGGUCAAGAAUGCUGGAGGUGGUGUCAUCUUCAUCGAUGAGGCAUAUCAGCUUGUCAGUGGUGCUUACGGUGGGAAAGAGGUCCUAGACUUCUUGCUCGCAGAAAUGGAAAAUAACAUUGGCAGGCUUGUCUUCAUUCUUGCUGGUUAUAACAAACAGAUGGAGAAAUUUUUCGAGCACAACCCCGGUAUUCCUAGCCGUGUCCCUCAUACAUUCCAUUUCUAUGACUACAGCGAUGACGAGCUUCGCCUCAUGUUUGAGAGGAAGUUACACGAAAAAUUCGACGGAAGACUCAAAGUUGAAGCUGGUGUUCAUGGCUUGUAUGGCCGGAUCGCCAUACGCCGUUUAGGUCGUGGAAGAGGACGUGAAGGCUUUGGCAAUGCUCGUGCGCUGGAAAAUCUAGUAUCCAUCAUCCUGAAGCGUCAGGCCUCUCGAACAACAAAGGAGCGUACCUCCGGUACGCGUCCCGAUUAUUUGCAGCUUGUCAAGGAGGACCUCAUUGGACCAGAUCCUGCAACUGCUAUACUCCAAUGUGGCAGCUGGACAAAGCUUCAAGAACUUACUGGAUUGAACUCUGUCAAGAGAUCAAUUGAGGAUUUAUAUGACAUAAUUGGGCGCAACUACGCCAGAGAGUUGAAUGAGGAAGAACCGCUUCAAAUGACGCUUAACAAGUGCUUCAUUGGAUCGCCUGGUACUGGUAAGACUACUGUAGCAAAACUUUACGGACAGAUCUUGGUUGAUCUCGGAUUACUAUCUAACGGAGAAGUCAUCAUGAAGAAUCCCGCUGAUUUUAUUGGGAAUGUGCUGGGUGCUUCCGAAACCCAAACGAAAGCUAUCCUUGCAAGCUCAGUUGGAAAGGUUCUCAUUAUUGACGAGGCGUACAUGUUGCACACGGGCAAGACGAACCAAAGCUCAGAUAUAUACAAAACUGCAGUCAUAGACACGAUCGUGGCAGAAGUUCAAAGUACUUUGGGCGAGGACCGAUGUGUAAUCCUUUGUGGUUAUGAAAAAGAGAUGCGUGACAUGUUCCAGGCGGUUAAUCCGGGUCUCAGUCGUCGAUUUUCUAUUGAAGAUGCAUUCAAAUUCGAAGAUUUCACUGCAGACCAACUCAUCGAAAUCCUGGACCUCAAGUUAAAGCAGCAAAGUCUUGGCGCUACAGAUGAUGCGAAGAAAGUCGCCCAGGAAGUCCUAAACAGAGCCAAAAUGCGCCCGAACUUUGGUAAUGGCGGAGAUGUCGAGAACCUCAUCAACAAAGCGAAGCAAAACUAUGUUCACCGCAUUCGCGGGUCACUCGUGCCGCGAGAUGCCAGUAUUAUAUUUGAGCCAGCAGACUUCGAUCCCCAUUUCAAUCGAGUACAUGAUUCUAACAAGAUUGAUGAGCUCUUCAAGGACGUUGUUGGGUGUGAGGGUAUCAUGGACAAAAUGCGGAGCUUCCAGAAAGUCGCUCAAACGGGAAAGAUGCGCGGUGAAGAGAUUAGCGAUCUUGUGCCCACGACUUUUGUUUUCAAAGGCCCGCCCGGUACCGGAAAGACUACUACUGCUCGCAAGAUGGGGGAAGUUUACUUUGAUCUCGGUUUGCUCAGCAGUGCGGAGGUGCACGAGUGCUCGGCUUCCGAUCUUGUAGCACAGUAUGUUGGCCAAACUGGGCCCCGCGUACAGGAUGCGUUCAAGAGAGCCGCAGGCAAGGUGUUGUUCAUUGACGAAGCCUACCGUCUAGGUCAAGGACACUUCUCACAAGAAGCUGUUGAUGAGAUUGUUACUCUCUUGACGGAUGAACGAUACAAAGGGAAGAUUGUGGUCAUCCUUGCAGGAUACAGCGAGGAUAUCAAUCAACUACUCUCCAGCAAUAGAGGGCUGUCCAGCAGAUUCACAGAAGAAGUGAUAUUCAACAACCUUCAGCCGAAAGAGUGUAUGUCUAUUCUAGUGAAUGACCUUGCUGCAAAGAAGGUCAUGCUCGCAGGCAUUGAUGAUGCCACAAAGGAGAUCCAUCAGAAUGUCUUAGAACUCUUUAAUGACUUCAUAUCUCUAAAUGAUUGGGGAAAUGCUCGAGACGUGAAGACUCUUGCAAAGAAGAUGAUAGAGAAGACAUUCGUUCGGAAUGUUACUAUUGGCGACAGCUUAGUUUUGUCGAGUGAAGAUGCCUUGGACGUUGCAAAGGAUAUGCUUGCGGACCGUCGCUCCAGAAUGGUAGUUUCUCCCGGCUCUACCCGUCGCAAGGGGACAGAUGCACCUGUGCAGCUCGCGCCUGUUGUUCCACCACAGGCACCACCACCACCUUUCGUCGGCACGAAUACAGCGACUAGUGCAGCACCUCAAAAACGGCGGAGAGAACGCCGACGCCAGCCAAAGAAAGCUCAGCAGCUGACAAAGGACACAGAAAGCGAUGGUAGUGGUUCGUCGGCCCCAAAGCAAAACCCGCGUAGGAAUGCAGAUGAACCAAAGCAUGUCCAAAGCGGCUACGACGCCAGGCGUGAUUCUGGGGUCAGUGAUGAAGUUUGGGCUGAACUACAAAAAGCAAAGGCAGAACAGGAGGCAAAUAAAGUGCGGGCCCAAAAGAAGCUUGAUGCAGCUAUCAAGGCAGCAGUUGACGCAGCGAAGAAGGCCGCAGAGGAGAGAAGGCGUGUUCAGGCACUAGCAGAGAAAAUCAAGAAAGAACAAGAUCGUUUGAAGAAAGAAGAACUAGAGCGUCAAAGAAAGGAGCAGCUGAUCAAAGAAAAGGAAGCAAUACGCCGACGUAAAGAGAAAGAGGAACGGCUCAAAGCUGAAAAGGAGGCUCAGGAGAGGGCUAAGAGGAAGGAGGAAGAGGCUCAGAAGAAACUGCAGCAGAUGGGAGUAUGUGUGGCUGGAUUUAGGUGGAUCCCUUGCGGUACUGGAUAUCGAUGCGCUGGGGGUUACCAUUUUGUUUCCAACAGUGAACUUCAGCUUUGA
Messenger RNA from Lentinula edodes (shiitake mushroom), 7101 nucleotides. Its product is annotated as P-loop containing nucleoside triphosphate hydrolase protein. Gene Ontology annotation, molecular function: ATP binding; ATP hydrolysis activity; helicase activity. The transcript is spliced from 11 exons. NCBI's taxonomy places the organism in Eukaryota, Fungi, Basidiomycota, Agaricomycetes, Agaricales, Omphalotaceae. The record is from RefSeq and is a predicted model, not a curated record. Bases 1 to 7101 code for a protein of 2366 amino acids.